Messenger RNA from Tricharina praecox, 1290 nucleotides. RefSeq lists its product as uncharacterized. Bases 183 to 974 code for a protein of 263 amino acids. The transcript is spliced from 2 exons. Lineage: Eukaryota; Fungi; Ascomycota; Pezizomycetes; Pezizales; Pyronemataceae. The record is from RefSeq and is a predicted model, not a curated record.
UUGAAUCUGACGCGGAAUGAUUGUUGGUUCCCCUCCUCCCCCCUCCCCACUUCUCACUCCUGCUGGUGGAAAAUCAAAAUGCGAAAGCGAUCGGCACUGACGGCGUGUGCGUUGUUCGUUUUGUAGGCGGUAAGGACGAUACGUACGGUGGUUGUGCAUACGCACCCAACGCCGCCGAUCCCAUGGUGUGGUGUUGUCCUCCAGGCGACGCCUCCUGCUGGGGCUGGGGCCAAGCGUGCCAGACAGGAAAGAAAGAGUGCAACAGCGGCACCAUCAAGUGGUGCUGCGACGAAGUGUACGAGGACUGCGAAUUCGAGUUCAACAAAGUGAGCCUGUGCCUCCUGAAGACCGCGCUAUUCGCGAACCCCUUGAGCGCCUCGCCGUCGACACUCGACUCGACAAUGAGCUCCACCAGGUUCACGGCGACCAUCGAAGUGACCGCGAUAGCGGUGGUCGCGCCGUCGGACGCCACGGCGUCGUCGCGCUCCACCAUCACCCGCUCCUCCGGCCCAACAUCGACAGAGCGCCCGGCGUCCUCCGAGGCGCCAACAUUGACAUCCGCCACAUCCGCAGCUGCCUCGGCGAGCGCGGCCGCCUCGCCGGGGAUCAGCACGGGGGCCGCGGCCGGCGCCGGGGUCGGCGGCGUGCUCGGCUUCAUCGCAAUCGUGGUCGGGGUAUUCUGCUUGAUGCGACGGAGCCGGCGGCGGCGGCAGGAGGAGGACGGCGGCGAAAAGGUCGCGGGCGGCAGCGUGGGCGGCGAUCCGUCAGUCGGCUUGAUGAGCCCCCAGGGCUGGCCGCCCGUGGCGAUUUCGGAGUGCGCGGGAACCCCAGUGCAGAAUCGACAUGAGCUAGAAACGAAAACCUGGCAUCAUGAGCUGGAUGUAAACCCGUUGGAGCUGGAGGCGAUGCAGAGGCCUGUCGGAGCUAUGUUGCCGCAAAGAAACGUGACGGAAAUGCAGCGGCCGAGGUGGUGAGGGUAGGGUUAAUGUGUAUAAGUGUGCAUAAUAAUGUAUAAACAAGAAGUAGAACUUCCGUUGAUUCCGGGCUGGCGGGGGGGAUUUUCGGGGUGAUCGGCGGGUGAUUGACGGUGAUAGUAAUCCUGCACUCGUCCUGCAUCGUAUAAGACUGAACAGGAGCGGUCAUGUUUUCCACGAAGUAUGUAAUAUCAUACUGACUACUUCUGCGCCGAUGAACGGUACGCGGGCCAGCCAGCCAGAGGAGCAAUGAAAGAAGAUCGCAUUAGCCUGAAGCGGUGCAUUGUGCAAUGCCAGUUCCGUCACAGCAGCCACA